CCACCAAUGGCGACCUGUUAGUGCGCCGAACAGAUUGUCAUGUCCAUCGCUCUCCGAAAUUGUUGCUACAGGUUAAUGAUGACAGUCGCACAUAUCCAGGAGAACCUCACAAUGCCGCCGGACGAGCAUUCUACAACCGCAAGUCAAGCACUCACGUGAUGCUGCAAUAUGGGGAUUUUCGCAUCGCGAAACUCCGCGACCAUCCAACGGGUCACCCAAUCAGAAGGAGACGGCCUCAUAGAAGAGCAUAUUACAUGGAACCAUGGCUGUUGAGAUCCAAUGGGAGACAGCAGCCGCCACUGCACGUUGCUGCCGAUGAAUGGGCGGCGACACUGGAUGACGCAGGCGGGGCGUUCGCUUUCGAAAAUAAUCUAGACCUGUUCAUUUCCGAGGCACGCACCGGCCAGCAAACUUGGUCUGCCGCAACCACGGAAGGCACAGAUCCCUCUUGUCCAUCCCGUAUCGCAGCUUCCGGCGACACGCGGAUCUGGCAUCGGAAAGUCGAAGAUUGGGUCCGGUCAUUGCAUCCUCCGGAAGCAACAUCGAGGGCGCUGCAAACACCCAUGCUGCGACGCCGAACGGACCUAGUAGAGGCACUGAUGAGCCAUGGCAUCCUCCGGGACAACGACAUGCGGGUUCUAUCCGAAAACGGACACAGCCUUUCGAUGACUCAAUCUCAUUCAGCAUCACCUACGUCGCCAGUAUAUGUCGACAGUGUUGGUGAAGCGUCUCCGCAAUCAACAUCCGAUGAUAGUGCCAUCGGGAGGCAGGACGCGAGUACCGCAGGGAGUAACACUGAUCUUGGGUUUCUUAUUGAGACAGAUGAGCAGUAAAACCCAAAAUGAUCCAUGUGUUGACGAUCAACUUUUGACGAUAGAAUGCUUUGACUCGGUACAAUUGUGAUAAACAUCGAUUUUGGCUUCGUAGCUUUAAGGGAAUGGAUAGAAACAGUAAAAAAGAAUUUUUGAUUUGCAAAUGCUAUGUACAAUCUGGAUCUAAGCUGCAGCUUUGUUAAACUGAGGGCUGAA
Messenger RNA from Boeremia exigua, 1028 nucleotides. RefSeq lists its product as uncharacterized. The transcript has 2 exons. The coding region runs from base 159 to 833 and encodes 224 amino acids. The record is from RefSeq and is a predicted model, not a curated record. Lineage: Eukaryota; Fungi; Ascomycota; Dothideomycetes; Pleosporales; Didymellaceae.